ACUUACUUACCAACUUGCAGCCCAUUUAUUGCGCGUGCAUUUUUCUGCAUACUGAAGCGCAUUAGUAGCCAUUUCGUGGACAACGUCAGGGCUGCGGUCGACGCCGUGAAAAUGCAUAAUACCUUAGCACUUCUGCUUAUAAAACCAAUGCUCUCACCGGUUCAGCCUCGGCCAGCGGUGGUAAGGGCUCACAAUGCCCAAAAACAUCAAGCAGAGGUUUGAGCUUAUCAGAGUCAUCAAGCGAGCUAUGGCUACAUCAACAAUAGGAGGGACAGGAACAGAUUCAAGCGUUGUGGCUCUGACGGUGCAGCCGAGCUUAAGCACACUCAACAGCGAGUUGCCCCUUGUGCCGAGCGAGGCUGCGAGCAGCGAUCCGCAGAGCAACACUAGUACUGCAAAGGCAAAUGGAGACAAGCACGGGCGCCGGGGGCGGCCCUCUAUGUCGCCAGACAUCCGCGAGCUGUUCUCGAGGCAACUGUGGUACCGGGAAACCAAGCGCCGGCUGAAAAAGUUCCGCCCCAAGGACGUCUGGGCGACCCUCAUUCAGGAGCGCUGGACCAUCCUGGUCACAGGGAUUUUCGCAUCGGGGCUCUUGGCGCUGGAGCUCACAGCGUGGAGCGAUCUGUCCACGGACGCCUGGUUCACGCUGUGGACCACCUUCGCGGCAGUGGUGCCCAUGAUCCGCGGCGUGGUGGACGCCGACGUGUGCCUGUUCGCAGCCUCCACGCUGCUGCUGCUGCGCGGCAUCAUCCAAGCGCGCGACGCCUUCGCGGGUCUGGCCAACGACUCCAUUGUGUCGAUUGCGCUGAUGAUGAUGAUUGCCGCGGGGCUAGAGAGCUCGGGCGCGCUGGAGUUUGUUCCAGAGCUGGUGCUGGGCCGGAGCAAGCGGGAGUGGGUGGGCCAGCUGCGCAUGCACAUCGCCGUGGCUAGCGUGUCUGCGGUGAUGAACAACACGCCCCUUGUGGCGGUGAUGAUCCCGGUGGUGGAGUCGUGGUGCCGCAACAACAACCACCACCCCUCGCGCUUCAUGAUGCCGCUGUCGUACAGCGCCAUCCUGGGCGGCCUGUGCACCAUCAUCGGCACCUCCACCAACCUCAUCGCGCGCGGUCUGGCGCAGCAGGACGACCCCAAGCUCAAGCUGCCCUUUGUAGAAGUUGGCAUUAUCGGCCUGCCGCUGACGGUGGCCGGCGGCAUCUACGUGGUGCUGUUCUCGCCGCUGCUGCUGCGCAAGCGAGACACGAUGAUGGCCGCCGUGGUGGCGGACCCACGCGAGUACGUGGUCAGCGUGCGCGUGGACGCGCGCUUCGCACACAUAGGCCGCACCAUUGAGUCGGCGGGCCUGCGCCACCUGCGCGGGCUGUUCCUGGCGGACCUGCAGCGGCAGGACGGCGCCACCGUGCCCUCGCCGCCGCCCACCACCAUCAUCCUGCAGGGCGACAAGCUCACCUUUGCGGGCGACAUCCAGGGCAUGCAGCACAUCCUGUCGCUGCCCGGCCUCACGCCCAUCAGCUCGGCGGACCUUGCGGCGGACCUGGAGGAGACGGUGGCGGGCUCGCCCAGCAGUGACCGCAUCAUGGUGGAGGCGGUGGUGUCGCUGAGCAGCCCCAUCUGCAACAUGACCAUUCGCGACAGCCACUUCCGCUCGCGCUACGGCGCAGUGGUGCUGGCGGUGCACCGCAACGGCGAGCGCAUUGCAGGUGGCCUCGGAGACAUUGUCGUGAAGGGUGGUGACACCAUGUUGCUGGAGGCGGGGCCGGACUUCCUCCAAAAGUACAAGCACUCUACGGAGUGGGCGCUGGCUGUGGAUGCCUUCCGGGUGACGCUGCCUCGUCGCGACCCGCUAGCGCUCUUCAUGUCGUUGGGCAUCUUCAUCGCGCUAAUCGUGCUCAACAGCAUGGACGUGUUGCCGCUGUCCACCACGGCGCUGGUGUGCCUGUUCGCGUACCUGAUCACCGGCGUGCUGACGGUGUCGCAGUGCCGUGCCGCCAUUCCCUCGUCCAUCCUGCUCACGGUCGCGGGCGGCUUCGGCGUGGCCAAGGCCAUGACCGUGACAGGACUGGCGCACCGCCUGGCCGGCUCGCUGCUGAACGUGUUUUCGUGGAUGGGCCGCGCCGGGCCUGUGGCCGCCAUCUACGCCUCCACCAGCCUGCUCACGGCGCUGCUUAGCAACGGAGCCGCCGUGACACUCAUGUACCCCAUCGCCCGCGACCUUGCAAAGCAGGCCGGCGUGAGCAUCAAGGGGCCGCUCUACGCGCUAAUGAUCGGCGCCUCGUCCGACUUCUCCACGCCCAUCGGCUACCAGACGAACCUGAUGGUCAGCGGUCCCGGCGGGUACCGCUUCCUGGACUUCACGCGGUUCGGGCUGCCGCUGCAGUUCGUUGCGGCCCUCAUCACCGUGCCCAUCUGUGUCCUGUACUUUGAACCCCGUACUUAGUAGCAGCCGAGGGUCUAGCGGGCAGGCGGUCGCUUGGAGCAGUAUUGGCUUGAAGCCCGGGAACCUAGCAGAGAGGCGCGAACAGAGCAGCAGGGGAACAGCUGCUUGCAUGGCGGUGUGGUGCUGUACUGAUAUUAUAGGAUGGAUGUUAACGGUAGAGAGGAGGUUCGGGAGUUGGCGCUAGGCAGGAGGCGAAGGGAGCACGCGGCCCAUGUCGUGCGCGCGAGCGUGGGGGCUCGGCCCUGCUCAUCCUUUCGGUGUGCAUCUGUACUGUAGGACUGGAAACAGGCGAUGCGUUGCACACGUGUGCGGUGUACUGUAUGCUGCGGAUUCCUUGCGUCCGCUAUGUCUAGUGGAAUGGCAUGUGCACUGAUUUCGCGUUCUGUGUGCUGGAGGAUUGCGGUCCGCAAAACGGCGACGCAGCGAUCGCGAGGAGGAGGCUGGCUUCAAGCGUGCCCGCCAAUGAAGCCCCCCAUCCAUGCUUGGCACGUGCUUAAGUGGGGCAGCUCUAGGGCUGAAGUGCUCUAGGUGGUGACGAAAGUGCACGGGUAUUGAACGGGAUGUUUGCGGGCGAGUGAUGGAGAUGGGCAUGGUCUGACGGCCCUUGGGCCGUAGACUCGGGUGUGAGGCGAUAAGAGGCCAUUGAGGCGCCUUUCGUGGACUGUGGUGACGGAGGCUUCUGACGCUUCUGAUAGUCUGGUACUGAGCAACGGAUGAGGCGCACACGAUUGGGGCAUGAGAUCAUGCACUAUGUAUGUAGUGCAGGCAUACGCAUUAAGCAGGCGCAGGCGCACCGCCGCACCGGCAGCGCUACAGCAUGUGGGUAGGAGGGCACAACAGGAGGUUUUGAGCAGUACGGUAUGGCACAUUUAAUGUCAAGUGCUGUGGUGGUGGACACUGGAUGUGGCAGCAGUCUCGGUACAUUGACACACAAGGACUCUGCUCCAUAGAUGAAGAGGAGUCGAGGACGAAGGGCGAAUAAGUCCGACUCGGGGGCAGGAGACUGGCUAGCUGCUGCCAGUCCGUAGUAACGGAGAGGCUUCUGAAGCUUCUGACCUCAAGCCCAGCCGUGCAUGGAUGCGGAGGACAUGCUUUGUGUCUCGGGCUCGGGGCGCUGUAAAUAUAC
This is a messenger RNA of Chlamydomonas reinhardtii, 3560 nucleotides long. RefSeq lists its product as uncharacterized. Gene Ontology annotation, molecular function: monoatomic cation transmembrane transporter activity. The record is from RefSeq and is a predicted model, not a curated record. Lineage: Eukaryota; Viridiplantae; Chlorophyta; Chlorophyceae; Chlamydomonadales; Chlamydomonadaceae. Gene Ontology annotation, cellular component: plasma membrane. The coding region runs from base 440 to 2434 and encodes 664 amino acids. The transcript is spliced from 16 exons. Gene Ontology annotation, biological process: potassium ion transport; transmembrane transport.